Poecilia latipinna (sailfin molly) is the source of this 1491-nucleotide messenger RNA. Its product is annotated as zinc finger protein OZF-like. Gene Ontology annotation, biological process: regulation of transcription by RNA polymerase II. The transcript is spliced from 2 exons. The coding region runs from base 45 to 1391 and encodes 448 amino acids. The record is from RefSeq and is a predicted model, not a curated record. Gene Ontology annotation, cellular component: chromatin; transcription regulator complex; PcG protein complex. Lineage: Eukaryota; Metazoa; Chordata; Actinopteri; Cyprinodontiformes; Poeciliidae. Gene Ontology annotation, molecular function: DNA-binding transcription factor activity, RNA polymerase II-specific; RNA polymerase II cis-regulatory region sequence-specific DNA binding.
AACAUGUGAAGGUUGAAGACAAGAAUCGUGAAAGCCGAGCAAGAAUGUCUGCAUUGAUGAAAAUUGAAGCAGACAAACCCAGAGGGCUCUGCUUGGAGGCCUCAAUACCUGUAGCAUCCAAUUCAGAACUGGAGCAGACUCAAGACAGCAAAGAUGUCAGCCAUCAGAUGUUGGUGAUUAAAGUGGUUCCCCAUGACUGGAGCCCCGGUUUGGACCAGCAGGACCCAGAACCCCCCCACAUAAAGGAGGAAGAUGAGGAACUGUGGAUCAGUCAGGAAGGAGAGCAGCUUACUGCAAAUGGUGACGAUGAAGAGAAAACUCAGUUAUCAAAGCCUUAUCAGAUCAAAACUGAAGACCACAGAGAUACUGAAGGUUCAACCAGCAGCUCAGCUGAACAGAUGGAAACAGAAACGGAAGAAGAGGACUGUGGCGGACCAGAACCAGACGGAAACACAAGUCCAGCAUGUUCUUUUCGACAAACUGAGGUGACAGUUAAGGAGAAAAGAAAAACGUCUGAUCUGCAUUCCAAAUUCAUGGCUCCUACCGGAGGAAGCCCAUUUCACUGCAAUUUCUGUGGUAAAAGAUUCAAACGUAAGACUAAUGUUAAAUUACACAUGAUGAUCCACACAGGCAAUAGAGAGCAUAGCUGUGAUGUCUGUGGGAAAGGAUUUAAAGAAAAACAUUAUCUUCAGACACACAUGAGACUCCACACUGGAGAGAAACCUUUCGCCUGUGACCAGUGUGAUAAAAGGUUUCAUGCAAAGACAAGUCUUAAAACUCACCUGAAGGUUCAUUCAGGGGAAAAACCUUUUCCAUGUGACAUUUGUGGCACAAGGUUUAAAAUGAAGGGAACUCUUAAAAACCACAUGAUGAUUCACACCGCAGAGAAACCAUUUGUGUGUACCGUGUGCAGUAAAGGAUUUUCACUUCAAGUCCACCUAAAGAGUCACAUGUGUGUCCACACAGGGGAGAAGCUGUUCACUUGUAGUGUUUGUACCAAAGGAUUUUCACAACAAAUUCAUCUAAAGAUUCACAUGCGCAUUCAUACCGGAGAGAAGCCGUUUAUUUGCAGUGUUUGUUCCAAAGGAUUUUCACAAAAAGAGACCUUAAAGAGGCACAUGUGUGUUCACACGGGAGAAAAACCGUUUAUUUGUAGUGUUUGCAGUAAGGGAUUUUCACAAAAAGAGACACUGAAGAGACACAUGUGUGUUCACACCGGUGAGAAGCCAUUCAUUUGUGGUCUUUGCUCUAAAGGAUUUUCACAACAAAUUCAUCUGAAAAGUCACAUGCGUGUUCACACAGGAGAGAAACCAUUUGUCUGUAGAGUUUGUGCCAAGGCAUUUUCAAAACAAGAGUCUCUAAAGAGACACGUGUGCUCACACAGAAGAUAAACUUUGUGGUAAAGGAACAGGUUUUCCCUGUACUCCUACAAAUUUAUUUAAAGGGAAAGUGAAAAUAGUUGCUCUAAUAGGAAGAGCUGUUAAGUUACAU